Messenger RNA from Neodiprion fabricii, 1614 nucleotides. RefSeq lists its product as uncharacterized. The transcript is spliced from 8 exons. Lineage: Eukaryota; Metazoa; Arthropoda; Insecta; Hymenoptera; Diprionidae. The record is from RefSeq and is a predicted model, not a curated record. Bases 100 to 1614 code for a protein of 504 amino acids.
CGUGGUCGAGAGUUUGGUAUUAUUACUCUACAAAAGCUGUUCGUAGUAAUCAAAGAGGGCUGGAAGAUUGUAAUAUUAUACUUUAGAAAAAAAAGAAAGAUGGCAAAUUACUCCGUAGUAGAGUUUGAGGAUGGCCUACACUUAGUGCCAACACUGUGGUUGAACAAAGACAAAACCUCAUGCUGCUGGCCAAGUCAUUUCCGAAAUCAAUAUGAUGUGAAUAAGGCUGUUAUUCGUUCAAUUAUACCCAACGAUGGUGGCAAAGACUGGGAGUAUUUCAACGUCAAAAGAAUAUUUAGCACUGCAGAUAGCUACGAGAAAGGGAUGGAGAAGUUGUGCUUAGCUGAAGAGACCUCAAAUAUGGAGGAAACCGCUUCGUCGAACGAUGAAGCCGAAGCUAUUCAAGCAAAGAAAAGAAGGCGAGAAAAGGCUAAAAAGCAUUUCAGUUCGUCAGAUUCAGAGAUCUGCGAAGAACAAAGACAGAGCAAACUACAACCAUUUCCCCCAGUCCCACAGUUUUACGAAAGUCGGAGCAAAACUGGCAGCACUGAAAGAAAACACCACGCCAAUCAUGGGUCUUCAUCUUCACAGAAAGAUAAUCGCGCUUCAACCGAACUUGAACGAAGUAUUACAGGUUUAGGCGAACCUCCGCUAAGGAGGGGUUACGAAAUCAGCAGCUCUGAAGGAAGACAUGACUCCAAUCGUGGAACUUUAUCUUUACAGAAAAAGAAUCGUGCCUUCAACGAGCUCGAACGGAGUUUCACAGAGCUUAAUGACUCUUUGACAAAAUCAGCAAAUCAUGGUACAAACCAACGUAAGUCGUCACAACCUUUGCCCCCGUCACAUACUUCAAAGACAAAAAUUCCAGAAGAUGAUGUUACUGAACUAACGACGCAUAAAGGACUACACAAGACGCGAGAUGAUCCAAAUGACGUUUUUACAACUGAAGGCUUUAUGAAACUAAUGUUGUCGAAACUCAACAAACUGCUACACUAUGUGAAAGAGUUAGAUGAAAAACUGGUUGUGUUGGAUGAGCGUAGCCAUAAUUUACACCUUGCGGAAUUCGAUUCAGAAGAUGAGGAGGACCUUGGUCUGCCGUUACGAGACGUUGCCGAACUUACCAGAUUCGAUGAAAAACUGAAAAAUGCGACGUUCUGUGCUAAGAUGAUUCAAUGGUUGAAAAGAUUCGGUGGGACGGAUGCCAAUGCAAGUACGUCCAAAAUGCUUGGAAAAUUGAUGUCAAACCCACUAGCUCAGCAAUACAGUUGGGCUGGAUUUAAAGGGAAAAAAAUUUUCAAAGAGUUACGAUUGGUCCGGCUUGUGAUGUUACGUAUAAGAGUGCCAGGAGCAUCAGAUGUAAUAUUCGCGGAGAUAAUAAGUAAGUGGCUUGCUCAAGCGAAACUGAGAAAUAUGAGGGAUGUAGCCAAAACUACAAAACAGAAUAAAUCUGCUGCAACAAAAGCUGUAAACCGUACUAAGGAAGCUGCAAACGGUGAAAACCGUCUUAAGGAAACUGCAAGCGCUGAGAACCGUACUAAGGUAGCUGCUACUGCAGAAAACCGUACUGAGGAGGCUGUAAGUUCUGAAGAAGAUACAGCCACAAAUUCUGAGUAA